UGCUCUGUUUCUCCGCAUUCUGCGUCGCCGACGUCCAGUAAAAAUUCCCCAGCUCCACCCCGCCCCACGCCCGCCGUCUGCCGCGUAGGAUCUCCCGCUCUCUCUUCCAGCGACGGGAGCAAGAGGGUGGCGCCGAGGGAUCCUUGGUCUGAUCGUUCUUCUCGGGCUCCAGCCGUCCGGAUCUGACUCGACUCGUCGACCCCGGUAACAACACCUUCCCCGCCUCCCGGAAUCCCGAAUCGUGGGUGGCUGCAGUGUUGGUUAGAAAAAUCGGCAGCUAUUUGGAUAUGGUGACAGAAACCUCAUGGGAGUGCAGCGAUCUCAGCGACGCUAUUAAUAUUAUUGGAAGGGAGCGACGUCCGGCGCCGCUAGCUCGACGUGAUGUGAUUGAGGAUAGUGGUAGUGAUAGUGAUAGUGAUAGUGAUAGUGAUAGUGAUAAUCUCGACAUGAUGGAGAUGGGAAGAAGAAGAACCAUGGAUGCCAAGACAUGGAGAAAAACAGCACGAGAGUUUGAGUCUGAUUUCGCCCGAGUGGACUUCAGAAUCCAUAGAUUCCCCACGAGCCUACGAGACCUGGGCUCAAGGUACAUUGUCCCCAAGGUGGUGGCCAUCGGCCCUUACCAUCGAGGCUCGGAGCAUCUCAAGGAGAUGGAGAAGGUGAAGCACGUGGCUGCGUACCACUACAUCUUGGAUUGCCAGGCGAAUCUCAAAGACGGCUUCUCGUAUGAGGCAAUGAAAGCGGGGGUCCUUUCUGUAAUAGAUGAUGCCCGCGGCUUCUACGCCGACGUGACGGCAACAGCGGCUAUCGGUGAUGCUGAGUUUGCGGACAUGUUGUUUCUUGACGGUUGCUUCUUGUUGCAGUAUAUGCGCAUGCUUUACAACCGUAGGCUUUUGUAUUCGUCGUUGCUGUGCUGUUUCGAUUCAAAUCAAGUUUGCAUCAGCAAUGACAUAAUGCUGCUGGAGAACCAGCUGCCAUGGAUGGUGCUGCAGGCCCUCAUGAAGUUCCUAGAUACCGAGAAGACAGUUAUGAAGGGAGUUGCCAGGAUGGGACGCACACUGCAGCUCCGUUGGGGAGAGAGUAAUAACAGAAGAUGUAAAUUGCGUAGCUACGUGCCGCCACAUCUCCUUGGCCUCCUCCGGUUCUACAAAACAGGAUGCAAGACUAUUGAACCAGGACAGUCCAUAUUUGAUGAAGCUAUCAGGCGGCCAGUUUCAAAAACUGUUAGUGCUGCCGAGCUUGCAGAGAUGGGCAUAACAAUCACAACUAGCAAGACAAGAGAGCUCGGGGACAUGGGUAUCAGGAAAAGACCCCUCUUCAGUCAGAUCUUCGUGGCGCCACUAUUGUUGGACGAAAUGAGGUCAUGCUGGCUCGUCAACAUGGCGGCUUUCGAGGUAUGCAUCGCUACAGACUUUUUGAGCUCCACUGAAAUGCCGGUCGUCUGCUCUUACCUUGCUGUCCUCGCAAUGCUCAUGGAUCGAGAGGAGGACGUGCACAGGCUGCGAUCAAAGCAUGUCGUGCAAGGAGAACUCACCAACAAGCAAACGCUUGACUUCUUCAAGAGCCUCAUCAAGCACAUUAGUGGCGGCCCACUCUACAUUGAACUCUUGGAAGAUAUAGAGGAAUACAGGGCCAAGAGGUGGAUGUGGAUCAAGGUGCACAAGUUUGUUUACAGAAACUACAAAACCAUCGCUGCACUGCUCUCCUGUUAGAAUUAAUGGGCUAGGCCCAUAGCAAUUUCUGAAAUCUCAAAGCCCAUGUGCAAAAUGGCAAGUGGUGGUGCUAAGUUUAGUCCCACCUUGGAAGUUGAAGAAGAGUUGGACCUCUUUAUAUAGUGGGCUCUCUCCACCACUCUAAGUGGUGUGUGAGAAGAGAAAGGGAA
Messenger RNA from Triticum aestivum (bread wheat), 1879 nucleotides. RefSeq names its product UPF0481 protein At3g47200-like. The record is from RefSeq and is a predicted model, not a curated record. Lineage: Eukaryota; Viridiplantae; Streptophyta; Magnoliopsida; Poales; Poaceae. The coding region runs from base 288 to 1709 and encodes 473 amino acids. The transcript has a single exon.